GCUCUCUCCCGCUCAGCUGCUGCUGCUCCUGGCCAGUGAAGACUCGCUCAGAGCCCGUGUGGAAGAGGCCAUGGAGCUCCUCAUAACUCACGGAAGGGAAAAUGGCGCUGACAGUAUACUGGACCUUGGCCUCCUCGAUACUCCUGAGAAAGCACAGCAGGAGAACCGAAAGAGGCACGGUUCAACCCGCAGUGUGGUUGACAUGGAGCUGGACGACCCAGAGGAUGGAGACGAUAACGCCCCUCUGUUCUACCAACCCGGCAAGAGGGGUUUUUACUCGCCCCGUCCAGGCAAGAACACAGAGGCCAGGCUCAACUGCUUCCGUAACAUCGGCAGGAUACUUGGCUUAUGUCUGUUGCAGAAUGAACUUUGCCCCAUCACACUCAACAGACACGUCAUCAAGGUGUUGCUCGGCAGGAAGGUGAACUGGCACGACUUUGCGUUCUUCGACCCGGUGAUGUACGAGAGUUUGCGGCAGCUGAUUCGUCACUCUCAAACCGAGGAGGCGGAGGCCGUGUUUGCAGCGAUGGACCUUGCCUUCGCUAUCGACCUCUGCAAGGAGGAAGGAUCUGGACAGGUGGAGCUCCUGGUUGGCGGGGUCAACAUGCCUGUGACGCCUCUGAACGUGUACGAGUACGUGAGGAGAUACGCGGAGCACCGGAUGCUGGUGGUGGCAGAACAGCCUCUGCAUGCCAUGCGGAAGGGUCUUCUGGAUGUGCUUCCAAAGAACGCUCUGGAGGACCUGACGGCUGAGGACUUCAGACUGCUGGUCAACGGCUGUGGAGAAGUCAACGUCCAGAUGCUCAUUAGUUUCACCUCUUUCAAUGAUGAGUCAGGUGAGAAUGCAGAGAAGCUGCUGCAGUUCAAGCGCUGGUUCUGGUCCAUCGUUGAGAAGAUGAGCAUGACAGAGCGCCAGGACCUGGUAAAAACGUCUCCUUUUUCCUCUACUUAAUAUUAGGGCUGGGACAAUAAAUCGAUGCAUAGUGAAUCGUGCAAUUGUUCUGCAUCGAUUCUGAGAUUAUUGGAAUGCAUUGUGAUUCUCUC
Sinocyclocheilus grahami is the source of this 1044-nucleotide messenger RNA. RefSeq names its product E3 ubiquitin-protein ligase UBR5-like. Gene Ontology annotation, cellular component: nucleus; cytoplasm. Gene Ontology annotation, biological process: protein polyubiquitination; positive regulation of canonical Wnt signaling pathway. NCBI's taxonomy places the organism in Eukaryota, Metazoa, Chordata, Actinopteri, Cypriniformes, Cyprinidae. The transcript is spliced from 8 exons. Gene Ontology annotation, molecular function: ubiquitin-ubiquitin ligase activity. The record is from RefSeq and is a predicted model, not a curated record. The coding region runs from base 71 to 952 and encodes 293 amino acids.